UCGCUAUAAAAAGCGACAUCCAGAGUGACCUAAUGCUCCCUCUGUUAUUUCUUUCUUUCUUUCUAUUUAUUUUUUUCCCUUCGUUUCGUAAAGUUUUCAAAAACGAUUAGAGAAGAAAUUAUCAGCUGCGGAGGGACCAUGGAUCCUACUCCUGCUGCAAGUUCCGCUGGGGCAUCAUCACCUGCUGUUCCACCCAAUGUUGGCAGUGUUGAAUGUUCUGAUCAUGGACAUUAUUCUAAAGCAGCAUCUCUAUCUUGUGUUGGUUCCCAACCACCAAGGACUUCAUUAAGCACGAGUGUUGGUGGUUCUGUUCUUGAAUCAUCACGGCCUUCAUGUAGACCAUGGGAGAGAGGGGAUCUACUAAGGCGCUUGGCUACUUUUAAGCCUUCAAAUUGGUUUGGAAAGCCCAAGGUUGCCAGUUCCCUCGCUUGUGCUCAGAGAGGUUGGACAAAUAUUGAUGUUGAUAGAAUUGCUUGUGAAUCAUGUGGUGCAUGCCUGAGUUUUGUUAUGGUACCAUCCUGGAUGCCUGUCGAAGUUGAAGAGGCUGGUGAAGCUUUUUCCAAGCAGUUGGAUAGUGGUCACAAGGUCAACUGUGCAUGGAGAGGAAACAGCUGUCCAGAAAGUUUGGUGCAGUUUCCUCCAACUCCACAAUCUGCCUUAAUUGGGGGAUAUAAGGAUAGAUGUUAUGGAAUUCUACAGUUUCAGUCUCUUCCUAUUGUAUCUACAUGCGCAAUUGAGCAGAUGCGAGUCUUGCAAGGCCCACAGGUUGAUCGCUUUCUGUCUUCAUCACAGAAUAUUACAGCUGGGGAAGUGGAUGUAAAAUCUGAUAGUAUACUGGAGCUUGAAACCUCUCGAGAUGGAGCCUACUACUUGUAUUCUCGCGCACAGAAGCUUAUAAGUCUAUGUGGUUGGGAACCAAGAUGGCUUCCAAAUGUUCAAGAUUGUGAAGAACAUUCUGCUCAAUCAGCAAGAGAUGGAUGUUCUUUUGGUCCAUCUGAGGCUCAGGUCCAUCUGUCAAAGGAUCCAGGUCAAAGCAAAAAUGCACUUUCUGCUUCAGCUCGAAGGAACACUGGGAAGAACAAAAUGGUAGCUGUUGAGUCCAGACGUGAAUAUAGAUCACCUUUGUUGGAUUGUACUUUAUGUGGUGCAACUGUGAGAAUAUCAGAUUUCUUAACUGUUCCUCGACCUGCCCGAUUUACUUCAAACAACAUUGAUAUCCCUGAUACAAGCAAAAAGAUGGGACUGACCCGUGGAGUAAGUGCAGCCAGUGGAAUUAGUGGUUGGGUUGCUGCUGAUGAUCCAGAGAAAGAACAAACAGAAGAUCGUGAUGAAGUGGCAACGACGGCUGAGGGGAAACUGCUACAAAAUACUGACUUUGAUUUGAAUUUGACAAUGGCAGGGGGUUUACCUUUUACUCAGGGGAACAGGACUGCUAUGUCAGAAAAUGUUCAUGAUGUAGACAUGGGAAGGGACCUAAUGAUUGGGCAACCGGCAGGUAGUGAGGUUGGUGAUCGUGCUGCAUCAUAUGAGUCCCGAGGCCCUAGCUCUCGUAAGCGGAGCCUAGAAAUAGGUGGCAGCUCAGAGGAUAGGCCACAUUUAAGGAUGCAUCAGGCUGAUAGUGUUGAAGGGACAGUCAUUGAUCGUGAUGGUGAUGAAGUUACUGAUGGUAGACAAUAUUCAGUUGGGCCUUCAAAGCGUGCUCGUGACUUUGAUAUUUUUGAUACUAACUGUUCACCAUAUUUGAGAGACUCAUCUGGAGCUGGUCCUAGCCAUUCGGUGGGAUUGGAAAUUCAUGCAGAUGGCAACAGAAGUUCUUUGUUUCGACAAGGAACUGACCAAGCUGUAGGAGUCCUAUCAACUAGAGAUUCAGCACGUGCAUCAUCUGUGAUUGCAAUGGAUACGGUAUGUCACAGUGCUGAUGAUGAUUCUAUGGAAAGUGUAGAAAAUUCUCCUGGGGAUGUUGAUGAUGUUCAUUUUCCCUCUAGUACGUAUGGAUUUUUCGACAUGAACGACACUCUGGAACUGAAUUAUAGUAAUCAAGCUCAACAGAGUAUUUAUUCCCGACGAGCUGCAGAAGCAGUUCCUGGAGAAAUGGGUAUCAGUAGUACAAAUGACGGUGAAGAACUUUUCAAUGCUGAAACUGUGACAGCUCAGGCUAGGGAUGGAUUUAGUUUUGGAAUUAGUGGGGGCAGUGUUGGUAUGUGUGCUAGCCAUGAAGCUGAAAUCCAUGGUGCUGAUGUCUCUGUUUAUAGAACCAAUAGUGUGGUUGGUGAUGUAGAACCAAGAACUGAAGAUGCUGAAAAUCAGGGUCAGACAGGUGAAUCUGCUCCAGAUCCUGGUUUAAUGGAUGAGAUUGUCCCUGAUGAAAUAAAUAGGGAAGACCCACAUGCUGACAACCAGGAGAUGCUGUCUCAUUCUGUUGGACGGGCUGACAGUGGCUCAAAAAUUUAUGGUUCUGUCAGGGCAGAAUCAGCUGAAAGUAGAGAAAAGAUAAGUCAAAGUGGCAAGUUAACCCAGGAAAAUAAUGCCCACCCUUCUCUUUCUUGUAAUGCUAAUAUCUGUUCUGGAUACAAUACAGCCAAAAAUGAGGUUACAAAGACUGGAAAAUCAUCAUCUACAAACAAUUGUCCCUACCCAGAGUCGGAUUAUGUGGCUGCAAAUGGGAUAGAGUUUUCAGGGCUUCCAAAAGGGGAAAGCAAUUAUGAAGAAGCUACAGAGUUUGAUCCCAUUGUUCAGCACAACCAGUUUUGCCCCUGGGUGAAUGGGAAUGUUGCUGCUGCUGGCAGUAAUGGAUCUAGUACCAGUGCUGAUGCUGUUGCCCUUUGUGGAUGGCAGCUGACCUUGGAUGCACUGGAUGCUUUGCGUUCAUUGGGUCAUAUUCCUAUACAGACAGUACAGUCUGAGUCAGCUGCAUCUUUAUACAAGGAUGAUCACCAAACUCCUGGUGGAAAGCUUCUUGGACGGCAGUCCGUGAGCAAAAGCCAUGGGCAGCAUUAAUAAUAAAUCUGCCUAGCAAAGUUGCAAUAAUCAUUGGAUCAGAAUGGCAUUCCAUGUCUGGAAACAUAUCGGAAAUCAAUUUCACUGGUGAGCUGCACUUUCUGGCAUUUACUUUUCCAAAAGUUUCCUUUCUUUAUGGCAGGACUAGUGCUUUAUUUGUCCGAACAACAUAACUUAUCUAUUUUUCGCAUGUUUUCUUCGAAAGUUUGUUUUAGUAUGUUAAAUAUCAAAUGAUUAGUGAGAAAUGUGACUGGAAACUUUAAUAAAUUCAGUACUGAAAUUUCUAUUGUUUGAUCA
Mangifera indica (mango) is the source of this 3294-nucleotide messenger RNA. RefSeq lists its product as uncharacterized. Gene Ontology annotation, molecular function: zinc ion binding. The coding region runs from base 139 to 2997 and encodes 952 amino acids. The transcript is spliced from 8 exons. NCBI's taxonomy places the organism in Eukaryota, Viridiplantae, Streptophyta, Magnoliopsida, Sapindales, Anacardiaceae. Gene Ontology annotation, cellular component: nucleus. The record is from RefSeq and is a predicted model, not a curated record.